AGGCUGUACUUAGCAGGUCUGCGGAAGUUGCGGGUUGGGCUGUGAAGCGGACAUGCCUUGCCGCCUUCAGUCCGUAGUCUCUGGGCCCCCGCCCUCCAGCGGCCUUUGAGUCGUGCCUGGGUCCUCACCCAUGCCUCAGAACCGCGAAGAAAGGAAGGUCGCGUGUUUGCUAGAAAACCUAGUUGGGAGUGCGAGGCAGAGAACGUUCAGCACCCUUGUUCCUUCCGAACCCCCGUCACAGAGGCAGUUCUCUGAGGGCAGGGAGUCCCCUUCGUCUUGGCCCCACAGCCCGGGCUGGGCACUAAACUCGGGCCGUGGCGGGGCGAGCGAGGCGAGCUUCGGGGGAAACUGACGCCUGAUGAUGGCUCAGUCCAACAUGCUCCCCGUGGCUGAUGUGUUGAGUCAAGAUGAACUGCGCAAAAAGCUAUACCAGACGUUUAAGGAUCGGGGUAUACUGGACACACUCAAGACACAACUUCGAAACCAGCUAAUUCCUGAGUUGAUGCACCCUGUAUUGAGUGGAGAACUACAGCCUCGGUCCAUUUCAGUAGAAGGGAGCUCUCUCUUAAUAGGCGCCUCUAACUCUUUAGUGGCAGAUCACUUACAAAGAUGUGGCUAUGAAUAUUCACUUUCUGUUUUCUUUCCAGAAAGUGGUUUGGCAAAAGAAAAGGUAAAGUCUUUCCUUUUCUAUUUUUGAAUUUUUUAUUAACAGGUUCUUCCUCUGCUGACAGUAAAGUGCUGCAUGAUAGCUAAGUGCUCCUUGACUUGGUCCCUUUCGAGGUCCUCUUUGAAUUCACGUUGUACCUGCACAUAAUAUAUUUGUUAUAUAACAAGUGGGUACUAAAUAUGAAAUUAAUUUUUUGGCAUCUCAUUUAGUCUCAUGUAAAAUAGUGAUAUAUAGAAUCUCUAAAUGUUCCAGACCUAUAAUUGAUCUAUCCUCUAUCUUGUGUGAUAAGAUUCUGCCAAUCUGCUGAAUGCCUACUGUAAGCUUGGCACUGUGAUAGGCACACUGCAGAUGUUUUGUGUGUUACAGAUGAGGAACCAGACGCUGGAGAGGUGAAUCAGUUUGCCCAAGGUCAAGUAACUUUUAAGUGGCAAUACAGGGUGGUAAAUCUAGAUCUCUAACAUGAGCUCUUUUUUUCUGCACUAGUUUCUUCAGAUGUUUCUCUUCUUUGUAAUUAGAUAAGUCAGAAAUACGUAAUUUAAAAAAUCUGGGCCGGGCGCGGUGGCUCAAGCCUCUAAUCCCAGCACUCUGGGAGGC
This is a messenger RNA of Piliocolobus tephrosceles (Ugandan red Colobus), 1261 nucleotides long. RefSeq names its product oral-facial-digital syndrome 1 protein-like. Gene Ontology annotation, molecular function: protein binding. Lineage: Eukaryota; Metazoa; Chordata; Mammalia; Primates; Cercopithecidae. Gene Ontology annotation, cellular component: centrosome; ciliary basal body. The record is from RefSeq and is a predicted model, not a curated record. Gene Ontology annotation, biological process: epithelial cilium movement involved in determination of left/right asymmetry. The transcript is spliced from 3 exons. The coding region runs from base 359 to 697 and encodes 112 amino acids.